GUUCAGUGCAUAAUACUCCUUACUACAGUUCUGUCCAUGGGCAAGUUCAUGAAACCCGGGAAAGUGCUGCUGGUGCUGGCCAGGUGCUACUUCAGCCGCAAAGCCGCCAUGGUGAAGAGCAUCGAUGAUGGCACCUCAAACUGCCCCUGUAGCCACGCUCUAUUGGCUAGAAUUGACCGCUAUCCCCACAAAGUGACAGCUGCUUUGGGCAAGAAGAAAAUCACCAAGAGGUCAAAGAUCAAGUCUUUUACAAAGGUUUAUAACUAUAGUUACCUGAUGCCCACAGUGUACUUUGUGGAUAUUCCCUUGGACAAAACUGUGGUCAACAAGGAUGUCUUCAGAGACCCUGCUCUUAAACACAAGACCUGGCAGAGGACAAAGGUCAAGUUUGAAGAGAGGUACAAGAUAGGCAAGAACAGGUUGUUCUUCCAGAAGCUGUGGUUUUAG
Molecule: messenger RNA, 447 nt
Organism: Tupaia belangeri chinensis (Chinese tree shrew)
Lineage: Eukaryota; Metazoa; Chordata; Mammalia; Scandentia; Tupaiidae
Product: 60S ribosomal protein L27-like
Exons: 2
Coding region: 37-447 (136 amino acids)
Biological process (GO): translation
Cellular component (GO): ribosome
Molecular function (GO): structural constituent of ribosome
Source: RefSeq, a predicted model, not a curated record